Messenger RNA from Striga asiatica, 3491 nucleotides. NCBI's taxonomy places the organism in Eukaryota, Viridiplantae, Streptophyta, Magnoliopsida, Lamiales, Orobanchaceae. The record is from the annotation of a GenBank genome assembly.
AAUAUAAGUAUCAAUAAAAUAUUUAAUAUUUAUUACAUCCGUCUAACGAUUAGACGCUUGUAAAAUUCAAUGCCCAAAACCGACAAAAGGCCAACACUAACGUUACACUGCUCAGUCUUUGCUCUGCUUCAGUUUUCUCUCAACAGUCAACACAGUUCCCCACAAAAACAAACACCCAGAGACAGACACUAUUUACACACCAUUGUCAAAUUCAGCUCUCAAAACCCACUUUUCUGAGCUUCUUAGGUCACAUUCCUUGUUGGGUUCUUCCUUUCCUUGAAGAUGGCGACUGAGAGCUCUCAAAUCCUUCAACCCCAAACCGUCGAUUCGAGCCUCGGAGGUCCAAACCCUCCGGCAAGAACCGAGAUUGACACGUCCGUGCCGUUCGAGUCCGUGAAGGAGGCAGCGAGCCGCUUCGGCGGCAUGGGUUUCUGGAAACCGGCCUCGCACAAGCCGUCCGAGCAUGCGUCCGAGUAUGAAGAUGAAACAGCUGACAUCGUCAAAUUGGAGGAGGAGACUGCACAACUAGAAAGAGAUCUCAUCGCUAAGGAAAGGGAAACUCUCGAUGUCCUUAAAGAACUCGAGAGCACAAAAAACACAGUUGAAGAGCUUAAGCAAAAGCUGCAGAAAGAAACAUCCGAAAUCAAUGUGGCCCUCAAAGCCUCCCAAGAAGAAAAGAAAGAAAAGGAGACUGAUGGUUUAAUAAACCUCUGCCCCUCCUCAGCCCCCGGUUUUAUACUGCUCGAACUCAAGCAGGCCAAACUGAACCUAACUCGGACCACCAGUGACCUUGCCGGAAUCCGAGCCACGAUCGACUCGUACAACAAGAAAAUCGAGGAGGAAAGAGCCUCCCUCGAGAAAACCCGCCUGAGGCUCUCCUCAAACACCUCGAAAAUCUCUUCCCUCGAAAACGAGCUCAGCCAAACAAAGCACAAGCUGGACGAGGCGAAGUUAGCCAGCGGCGGGUCCCACACGAAUAUUUCCUCCUCAGAUGUCACCCGACAGCUGCAGCAGCUGAGCUCAGAGGCCGAACAGUUCAAGAAAGUCGGGCAAGCCGCGCAAUCGCAAGUUCAGAAGGCAAUAUCUGAGAUCGAGCAGACGAAGAACAAGAUCAAAACGGCCGAGAUACGGCUGAUCGCUGCCAGGAAGAUGAAAGAAGCGGCACGGGCCUCCGAGCGUGUGGCGUUAGCCGAAAUCAAAGCCCUGUCCAAAAGUGAAGAAAAGAAUUCCGAAAAUAUAGUGACUCUGACCGUAGAGGAGUACUCGUCGCUAGUCUCGAAAGCUCAUGAAUCGGAGGAGAUAUCUAAGUGCCGAGUGGAGGCUGCGAUGGCCAAAGUCGACGAAGCAGACCUGUCGAGAGUGGAAAUCUUGAGAAAAGUCGAGGAGGCUACAGAAGAAGUGAAAACGAGCAAGCAGGCUCUGGAAGAAGCAUUAUCCAGAGUGGAUAUAGCAAAUCGGGACAAGCUUGCAGUUGAGGAGGCUCUCCGAGCAUGGCGUUCGGAGCAUAGCCGUAAGCGGCGUACAGUCCAAAACCCGACCAAAUUCAAGACCUCUAGUGGGCCGGGCCUCGUGACUGUUAAUGAUGGCCCACAGCCGGUUCUGAAGACUACACUUUCGAUUGGGCAGAUUCUGAGCAGGAAGCUGAUGCUGACUGAAGAGUAUGAGAAUGGGAUUGGGAAUGGUAAGGUGUCACUUGGUCAAAUGCUCGGUCAACCCACCAGCCGUGAUUUGGCGUGCAAGAAAGGAGGGAAGGAGAAUAAAGAACAGCUGCCACCCGUGAAGAGAAAGAAGUUUGGGUUUGCUCGUAUAUCAGUGCUCGUGGGAAAGCAGAGCAAGAAGAAAAAGAAUUUGAGUUCGAGCUCAAUGUGUAGGGGAGCUUAAAGAAUUUGGUCGUUCUCACAGAAUGUCAUGACUUAAGGCUUACACUACGAAACUCUCGGGCUUCUUAACUUCAGUACGUGCUUGCUACAUGUGCUAGACACUAGAAUUAUUUUUUAAUAUAUUUAUUAAUUAUAUUCAUUUAUAUGGUAAACUGCAGGCUUGAUAUUUUUGAACUAGAAUUAAUGGAUAAACUUAAAACUUAUUUUCGGGAAAAAUAUUCUUGUUUGCUUUCAAUCAAGUUUGAGUGAGUAUUGGUCUCUGUUGGGGCCCACCUUGCAAUGUGACUUGUCAAUCUUUCGUUGGACCACGUCAGCUAUAUAGAGUUUAUUAGUUUCCUUAUUUUAUGAGCUUUGACUUUUGAGACCACAUUUGGCUCAAGAAAAUUGGAAGAACAAAGGUGCACCUCUCUCUUCUCUUUCUCUCCUAAAAUAGCAGCCCUUCUCUUAAGAUAAGCGAUGGAUACAAGGAUUCUCUUAUGUAUACUCAUAAUCAGCAGCUGGAAGUGCUGUAAAGCCCGAGACUUGACAGCUAAACUUGCUACCGAAAAUAGUGACAUCGAUACAGGUAGUUUAUCUGGGGUGACCAGUUUCGGAAGUGCACGUUAAGUUCGCAUAGAGAAUUUCGGAAUUGACGUUUGUCAUUUAAAUGUUCAUUUUUUUUUUUUCCGAAGAAAAAUCUGAUCUUGAUUCUUGGUAUCUUGCCUUUAUCAACUCUGUACUAGCCCGCGGUAAAUAAAUUCAGAGCCUGUCGAGCUUUUAGCAUGAUAAAUUCUAUUGAUAAAUGAAAUGAUAACAAAUGCCUCAUCUUCUGCCACCAGUCGUGCAGUCUGAGGACAAUCCUUUGCAGGGAAAAGCUCAAAAUGUAGAGGACAUUAGCAAAAAUAAUCAACUGUGUACACUAUGUGAAGAGUUUGCCAGUGAAGCUCUUAAUUACCUUAACCAGAACAAGACCCAGACAGAGAUCCUUGACAUCCUUCACAAAUCCUGCGCCAAAGUACUUUCGUUCAAGCAGCAGUGCAUUGUUCUGGUGGACUAUUAUGCCCCUCUGUUUUUCAUAGAGGUUUCCAAUGUACAAGCUGAUGAAUUUUGCCGAAAAGUCAACCUAUGUGAGGAAGGAGUUUCCUUUUCUCAUCGUUUUUCGAAGGAUAAAUGUGAUAUCUGCCAUAAUGUUGUCACAGAGGCUCUACUGAAGUUGAAAGAUCCUGAUACGGAGUUGGAAAUCGUUCAGCUGCUUCUAAAAGCGUGCGACUCGAUAGGAAAAUCAGUCAAAAAGUGCAAGAAAAUAGUGUUCGAGUACGCGCCACUAAUUCUUGUUAAUGCCGAAGAGUUUCUGGAGAAAAACGAUGUCUGUUCAAUUCUGCGUGCUUGCGACAAAUCCAUGCAUGCUGCCAUUUAAUCGAUCGUCUGCAUUUUUUCAAACAAUGUUGGAUGAUUAUAUUUAACGGUGUGUAUAUGAUGUAUAUAUGAUUGAUGAUUUAACAGAUAUAUAUAAAUUAAAUACAAUGUGAUUCAAUUCAGAAGUUCGAAAAAAAUUCGCUCAUGUUAUCUUACGAUUUGUAUUCUUCCAAGGUCUCGUGUGUUUUCGGGACUGAAAUUAUAUUUUUGUUUGAA